GCCCGGCGGAGGCGAGAUGGGUCGGUGGGCCGCCCUGCUGCGCCUGCUGCCCGUCGCCCUGGCGUGGGGCGCGCUCCUGCAGCCCGGCUCCUCCAGCCCCCGCUUCAGCCCGGAGGCUUGGCUGCAGCAAUAUGGCUACCUGCCCCCCGGAGACCUGCGCACGCACACGCAACGCUCCCCCCAGUCGCUUUCGGCCGCCAUUGCCGCGAUGCAGCGGUUCUACGGGCUCCAGGUGACGGGCACGGCGGACUCCGAGACCAUGAAAGCGAUGAAGAGACCCCGCUGUGGAGUACCGGAUAAAUUCGGAGCCGAGAUCAAGGCCAACGUACGGCGCAAGCGCUACGCCAUCCAGGGGCUCAAAUGGUCGCACUACGAAAUCAGUUUUUGCAUCCAGAACUACACGCCCAAGGUGGGGGAGCAGGCGACCUUCAGCGCCAUCCGGCGGGCCUUCGGCGUGUGGCAGUCGGUGACGCCGCUGCGCUUCCGGGAGGUGCCCUACUCGGCGGUGCGCGAGGGCCGCGAGCCCCAGGCCGACAUCAUGAUCUUCUUCGCCGAGGGCUUUCACGGCGACAGCACACCCUUCGAUGGUGAAGGAGGCUUCCUGGCUCACGCCUACUUCCCGGGACCCCACAUAGGUGGUGACACCCACUUCGAUGCCGCAGAACCUUGGACCUCGCGCAACGACGACUAUACCGGAAAUAACAUUUUCCUGGUAGCUGUUCAUGAGCUCGGCCACGCGCUCGGCUUGGAACAUUCAAACGACCCCUCGGCUAUUAUGGCGCCUUUCUACCAGUGGAUGGACACCGAAAACUUUGAGCUGCCCGAGGACGACCGGCGGGGCAUCCAGCAACUGUACGGAACUGAAAGCGACUCACCCAAUAAACCUACGAUGAUCCCCCGCACCACUGCGAAGCCCAGCGUCCCAGACCGGCCCCCUCACAACCCGCCGUUCGGCCCCAACAUCUGCGAUGGAAAAUUUGACACCAUUGGGGUGCUGCGGGGGGAGAUGUUUGUCUUCAAGGACAAAUGGUUUUGGCGGGUCCGGAACAACCGUGUGAUGGAGGGGUACCCUCUGCCCAUUGGCCAGUUCUGGGUCGGCCUCCCCUCAACGAUCAACACCGCUUACGAAAGGAAGGAUGGGAAAUUUGUGUUCUUUAAAGGUGACAAGUUCUGGGUUUUCAACGAAGCCUCUUUGGAUCCUGGCUACCCAAAGCACAUUAAGGAACUGGGCAGAGGGCUUCCCACAGACCGGAUCGACGCUGCCCUUUUCUGGGUGCCAAGUGGGAAAACAUACUUCUUCCGGGGAAACAAGUACUAUCGCUUCAAUGAGGAGACCCGGUCUGUCGAUGCCGAUUACCCCAAGAACAUUGAUGUCUGGGAAGGGAUCCCUGAAUCACCCCGGGGGGCGUUUAUGGGCAGCGAUGAGGUGUUCACCUACUUUUACAAGGGGGAUCGUUACUGGAAAUUCAACAACGAGAAGUUGAAGGUGGAGCCGGGGUACCCCAAGUCGGUGCUCCGUGACUGGAUGGGCUGCAGCUCGGGGGGCCGCCAGGACGACACGGAAGUGAUCAUCAUUUCGGUGGACGAUGUGGACGAAGGGUCGGUGAACGCGGCCGCCGUGGUGCUGCCGGUCCUCCUACUUCUCAGCAUCUUCGCCUUGGCUGUGGCCAUCUUGGUCUUCAGGCGUUACGGCACGCCCAAGAGGUUGUUGUACUGCCAGCGCUCCCUCCUGGACAAGGUGUGACAGGGCAGCGCGCUGGCCUGGGCUUAGGGGCGCGGGGCACUCCUCUCUCCUGUCGUAUGC
Molecule: messenger RNA, 1804 nt
Organism: Euleptes europaea (tarantolino)
Lineage: Eukaryota; Metazoa; Chordata; Lepidosauria; Squamata; Sphaerodactylidae
Gene: MMP14
Product: matrix metallopeptidase 14
Exons: 10
Coding region: 17-1744 (575 amino acids)
Biological process (GO): zymogen activation; skeletal system development; extracellular matrix organization
Cellular component (GO): extracellular matrix
Molecular function (GO): metalloendopeptidase activity; zinc ion binding
Source: RefSeq, a predicted model, not a curated record